AUGCCCAUUCCACAAAAACAAUUCUACGUAUGCUUACUUGUAACAACAGUGGCAAGUUUUGUAGUUAUUCGUCGUUGUCUGCAACAAAAGAAGAAAAAACUCGAGAAAGAACAAAAGGAAGCCUACUUAAAAUGUAAAACAUUAUUUGAGUUUGAAGCAUUAGCUAAACAAUUGAUGAAACCUCACCGUUUCUAUUACUAUGAUUAUAAAGCUGGUCAAGGACAUACAUUUCAAGCAUCCAGAGAUUAUUACAAUAAACAAUUAAAAAUUAUCCCACGAGUGUUAAUGCAUGUUACUAAUGUUUCGAUAAAAACAACUAUUUUUGGAUCUACAUAUGAAUCGCCCAUUAUAAUAGCACCUUCGGCUUUUCAUUGUCUUGCUCACAAUGACGGUGAAGUAGCAACAGCUCGUGGUGCGACUGAAGCUGAUUGCAUUUAUACUUAUAAUUGGUUGUAUUCAAAUAUGCCAGAACAAGAAGUUUUAAAAAGUGCAGGCCCAAAAUUUUUACACGUUUAUUUAACAACGCCAUCAGAAUUUUUAGAAAAAAUCGUGUCAGAAGCUGAGAUAAAAGGAUAUCGAGCCAUUGUGGCUACAUGUGAUCAUCCAACGGAUCGUGUUCGAAAGACUGUUGUACCAAUAUUUGAUGAAGCAUCAAAAACUGUCGAUCACGACUUAACAAAAUGUAUGUGCAUGCCUAACAUGAAUUUAAAUGAUGUUAUUAACAAGCCAACUAGCGGUGUGAGCGGUUCGGUAACCUGGGCACAUAUUGAUUUAAUAAAAAAGUUAACACAAUUACCAAUUAUUUGCAAAGGAAUACUUUCACCAAUUGAUGCACAAUUAGCAAUUAAACACGGAGCCAACGGAAUUGUUGUUAGUAAUCAUGGUGGACGGCAAGUUGACACAGCACCUCCAGCUAUUGAAUGUUUGGAAGAUAUUGUUAAUGUUGUUAAUGGACGUGUAGAAGUAUUUGUUGAUACGGGUAUUCGUAGUGGAACAGACGUGCUAAAAGCAUUAGCAUUAGGUGCACGAGCUGUUUUUAUUGGUCGGCCUGUUUUAUUUGGAUUAGCUUGUGGUGGAUCUGAUGGAGUUAAAACAGUAUUAAAUAUGUUGAAGCAGGAAUUAACCGAUGACAUGGCUUGCUGUGGAGUAACAUCAAUUGAUCAAAUUAAUAAAGAUAUUCUUUAUAAACACACGUAA
This is a messenger RNA of Rotaria socialis, 1197 nucleotides long. The record is from the annotation of a GenBank genome assembly. NCBI's taxonomy places the organism in Eukaryota, Metazoa, Rotifera, Eurotatoria, Philodinida, Philodinidae.